AUGGAUCCCGCAGCUCCAAUACCGAACUACGACAACCCCGAGUCGAUCGGCUACAGACUCGUUAUUGUUGCUGUGGUGUUUCCAGUUCUUGCGCUAUGCUUUUUGGUCCCGAGGUUGUACACAGCCAGCCAUAUCAUUCGAAAAUGGCAUCCAGAUGAUUACUUGGUAAUCGUCGCGUUUCUCUUCACCAUUGCCAACUCGACCGUCUGCAUCAUCCAAACCACGCUCGGCAUGGGAAACCACAUCUGGGACCUCCCCUUCCCCAAGUUUCAAUUCAUGAUGAAGCUCGGCAUGAUCGGCGGCGCCAUGACCUACAACCUCACCACCCUCUUCGUCAAGAUGUCCAUUCUGUCCUUCUACCUCCGCUUCGCCACCGCCAACCACAAGUUCCGGAUAGCGGUUUACGUGGUCAUGUUUUUUGUGGUUGGGUACACCAUCCCCAACGCGUUUCUGUUUCUGUACAUAUGCAAACCGAUGCAGUAUUACUGGGACUGGACGAUUGAGGGGGGCACGUGCAUCAACCAGCAGGCGGUGUUUGAUUCGGCUAAUAUACUGAACAUGGCGACGGAUUUCAUAAUUUUGGUGAUGCCGAUUUGGAUGCUAUGGGAUUUGAGGGUGGGGAUUAGGAGGAAGGUGGGUGUGGUGGGCAUUUUGAUGGCGGGUGUUUACAGUGUCUGCGGUGUGAGCACCAUGCGCAUGGUGACUGCGAUGACGGGAGCCAACGAAAUGGAUAUUUCACGGCAUUAUGUCAAAAACUUGAUUUGGUGCAUCGUCGAAAUGGACAUUGGAAUCGUCUGCGCCUGUCUCCCAUCACUCCGAGCCUUCUUCCGGCGCUUCUUUCCGAACAUGUUCGUCUUCAGCUCAGCUUUCGAGGAAAGACUGACUGCUACGUUGACAUUCCGACGAGGCAGGGAGCUAAGCUCGCAGCCGAACGUUCUCCAGUUCCGCUCUACCGAUCCGGAUAAUCAGAGCAAUUCCAGCCAAGACAUCACUGACCAGAGGGCUUGGUGGAGGAGGAAAGCCACAGGCCCAGAUGUUGAGAAGGCGGAUCAAAAGCAAGCGACUGAUGAGUCGUCAGUUCAGGUUGUUGAGAAGAGUGCCCUGGGCUCCGAUUCAGGGAAGAUAUAAUGAUGGGAUUGGGAAAAUUGGAUUGGGUAUCUUGGGUAAUGGGUUUUGGUUGGAUAAUGAUGGGAAAUGUUGGUUACUCUUACAAUGACAUGGCUUGUCUCUUUUGUGUUGAUUGCGUGAUCCUGCUUGCGUAGAGAGUCCCCCUGCC
Messenger RNA from Podospora bellae-mahoneyi, 1276 nucleotides. RefSeq lists its product as uncharacterized. The coding region runs from base 1 to 1128 and encodes 375 amino acids. The record is from RefSeq and is a predicted model, not a curated record. The transcript has 6 exons. Lineage: Eukaryota; Fungi; Ascomycota; Sordariomycetes; Sordariales; Podosporaceae.